GCCCAGCCUAGAUAUGGGGACACAACAACCUAUCUUCCCCACAGUUGCUCUGAUUACUGCUGCUACUGGAGCACAAUGGCAGAAGAAAAGCUUGAGCUGGACAACAUGGAGACGCUGAUGGACAAACCCAAGAAAGGAGCUGCGAGAGGUUCUAACAAGUAUGAGAGAAUUGUCCAACCCUGUAUAGCUGAGUUAAUCGGAACCACUUUCUUUGUGUUCAUCGGCUGCGUGUCGGUCAUUGAGAACGUGGAGACGGCCGGCAGACUGCAGCCUGCGCUGGUACACGGGCUGGCAGUAGCUGUCCUGAUCGCAUGCAUGGCAGAGAUAAGUGGUUCCCACUUUAAUCCUCCAUUCACCAUGGCCAUCUACCUCUGUGGUGGCAUCGAGCUGUUCCUGGUCGUGCCUUACGUGACCUGUCAGCUAAUUGGAGGCGUGCUCGGUGCUGCAAUGGCAAAGCUGAUGACAACGAAUGAAAACUACGGCAAAGCUCAUGGAGCAGCCUUCACCGUCCUGCAGUCAGACGAGCAGCUUCUGCAGGCGCUCUUUGGAGAGAUUGCUAUGACGUGGCUGAUCACCAUGGUGGUGCUGUUGGGUGCCGUUAAUUCCAAGAGCAAAAGCCCAUUAGUUCCUUUCCUGGUCGGCUCUACAGUUAUAAUUAAUGUACUGGCAGGAGGUGAUGUGUCUGGCACGUGUCUGAACCCUGCCAGAGCAAUGGGACCAGCACUAAUGACCGGCUACUGGACCUACCAUUGGGUCUACUGGGUUGGACCCAUUACUGGAUCAGUAAUCGCAGCCGCUUCAGUAAGAAUUCUACUUGGAGAUCAGAAGAUGCGAAUCCUGUGGAAAUAACACAUUGUUUAACAUGUCUCAGGUUUUACAUCAUUAACAGAGACUCGUUCUUAAAUAUACAUCUUAACCUUAACACAACCUAACCAGUGUAUUAAUAGAUUUAUGACAAUAACAUAAGUCUCAAAAAGAUCGAUUCUGCACCUCAGACUUCAUAUUCACCUGGAGCAAGAUUCAUUCAAUGGAAGUCAAAAAGGAAAAUGCACAGAUUAAAUAUGAUAUAUUUACUCUCAUGAAAAAACACGACAAAGAAAAACUUUUUUCAGAAUCAUUUUUAUAAUCACCAAGCACACAAACAUCAUCUGAACCAUUUAUCCUUCUGGGUCGCGGUGGGGGGUGCUGGAGCUGAUAUUCAAUCAGUGCGCAGCUAUAUAUACUACAGUGUAGUGGCCAGAAAGUGUCUGAAUUAUGACAUUAUAAUGAUCAUUUUUGUAUCCAGCAUGGCAUUAAAACUAAAAAUAAGAAAAAAUAAGAAAAAACGGUUACACCAUUAUUUUACCAUUAUACCUGCUUUACAUACUAGGUUUCCUCAACAUUCAGCAGCAUUCAUAUACAUUUACUUGAAUGAUUGUGAGAGCUCAGUCAUUAGAAUUAGAGCAAGAAUCUUUUUGAAAUGGCGAGGCUGAUGUGGCACUCUGAGAGAAUAAAUGGUAAUGCUCAGGUACAUGU
Molecule: messenger RNA, 1515 nt
Organism: Colossoma macropomum (tambaqui)
Lineage: Eukaryota; Metazoa; Chordata; Actinopteri; Characiformes; Serrasalmidae
Gene: aqp8b
Product: aquaporin 8b
Exons: 5
Coding region: 76-849 (257 amino acids)
Biological process (GO): transmembrane transport; water transport
Cellular component (GO): plasma membrane
Molecular function (GO): water channel activity
Source: RefSeq, a predicted model, not a curated record